GGGCGUCCGCCAUCUUGGAUUCCGCGGUAGCAGUGGCGGCGGUAAGGUGCCGAUUCUGCGGAGUGGCUCUCCCCUCCCCUCCCCCAGCUCGGUGGCGGCUGCCCCUCCCACUGAGGGUGGUGCAGCGACGGUGCCAUCUCGACCAUGGCGGCGACUGCAGCUAACCCAGAAAUGACAUCAGAUGUACCAUCGCUGGGUCCCACCAUUGCUUCAGGAAACCCUGGACCUGGGAUUCAAGGUGGAGGAGCUGUUGUACAGAGGGCUAUUAAGCGACGAUCAGGGCUGGAUUUUGAUGAUGAUGGAGAAGGGAACAGUAAAUUUUUGAGAUGUGAUGAUGAACAGAUGUGUAAUGACAAAGAGCGCUUUGCCAGGUCGGAUGAUGAGCAGAGCUCUGCGGAUAAAGAGAGACUUGCCAGGGAAAAUCAUAGUGAAAUAGAACGACGACGACGAAACAAGAUGACAGCUUACAUCACAGAACUGUCGGACAUGGUACCUACCUGUAGUGCCCUGGCUCGAAAACCAGACAAGCUAACCAUCUUACGAAUGGCCGUUUCUCACAUGAAGUCCUUGAGAGGAACUGGCAACACAUCCACUGAUGGUUCCUAUAAGCCAUCUUUCCUCACUGAUCAGGAACUGAAACAUUUGAUCUUGGAGGCAGCAGAUGGCUUUCUGUUUAUUGUCUCAUGUGAGACUGGCCGGGUGGUUUAUGUCUCUGACUCAGUGACUCCUGUUUUGAACCAACCGCAGUCUGAAUGGUUUGGGAGUACACUCUAUGAUCAGGUGCACCCAGAUGAUGUGGAUAAACUUCGAGAACAGCUUUCUACUUCAGAAAAUGCCCUGACAGGGCGAAUCCUGGAUCUAAAGACUGGCACAGUGAAAAAGGAAGGUCAACAAUCUUCCAUGAGGAUGUGUAUGGGCUCAAGAAGAUCCUUUAUUUGUCGAAUGAGGUGUGGCAAUAGUUCUGUGGACCCUGCUUCCAUGAAUAGACUGAGCUUUUUGAGGAAUAGAUGCAGGAAUGGACUUGGCUCUGUGAAGGAAGGAGAACCCCACUUUGUGGUAGUCCACUGCACAGGCUACAUCAAGGCCUGGCCUCCAGCAGGUGUAUCCCUCCCAGAUGAUGACCCAGAGGCUGGCCAGGGGAGCAAAUUCUGCUUAGUGGCUAUUGGCAGGCUGCAGGUAACCAGUUCUCCCAACUGUACAGACAUGAAUAACAUUUCUCAACCAACAGAAUUCAUCUCCCGACACAACAUUGAGGGGAUAUUCACUUUUGUAGAUCAUCGUUGUGUGGCUACUGUUGGCUACCAGCCACAGGAGCUCUUAGGGAAGAAUAUUGUAGAAUUUUGUCACCCUGAAGAUCAACAGCUUCUAAGAGACAGCUUUCAACAGGUGGUGAAGCUGAAAGGCCAGGUGCUGUCUGUCAUGUUCCGAUUCCGAUCUAAGAACCGGGAAUGGCUUUGGAUGAGAACCAGCUCGUUCACUUUCCAGAACCCUUACUCAGAUGAAAUCGAGUACAUUAUCUGCACCAGCACCAGUGUGAAGAACUCUAGCCAGGAACCACGGCCUACACUGACUAACACAGCUAGGUCACAGCUAGGUUCAGCAACCAAUCUAUCCCUAGAGAUGAGUACAGGGCAGCUGGCCUCCAGGCAGCAGCAGCAGCAGCAGCAGCAGCAAACAGAAUUGGAUAUGGUACCAGGAAGAGAUGGGCUGACCAGCUAUAACCAUUCCCAGGUUUCUGUCCAGCCUGUGACAACUACAGGAGCAGAGCACAGCAAGUCCCUUGAAAAGUCAGAUGGUCUCUUUGCCCAGGACAGAGAUCCGAGGUUUUCAGAAAUCUAUCCCAACAUCAGUGCAGAUCAGAGUAAAGGCAUCUCCUCCAGCACUGUCCCUGCCACCCAACAGCUAUUCUCCCAGGGCAACUCAUUCCCUCCUAACCCCCGGCCGGCAGAAAAUUUCAGGAAUAGUGGUCUGACCCCUCCUGUAACAAUUGUCCAGCCAUCAUCUUCUGCAGGGCAGAUGUUAGCCCAGAUUUCUCGUCACUCCAACUCUACCCAGGGAGCAGCUCCAACUUGGACCCCUAGUACCCGCCCAGGCUUCUCUGCCCAGGUGCCCAUCCAGGCCACAGCCAAGACUCGUUCUUCCCAAUUUGGUGUGAGCAACUUUCAGACUUCCUCCUCCUUCAGUGCUAUGACUCUCCCUGGGGCUCCCACUGCAUCUCAGGGUACUGCUGCCUACCCUACCCUCACCAACCGUGGAUCCAACUUUCCUUCUGAAAGUGCAGGACAGACUGCAGGACAAUUCCAGACCCGGACAGCAGAGGGUGUAGGUGUCUGGCCACAGUGGCAGGGCCAGCAGCCCCAUCAUCGGUCCAGUUCCAGUGAGCAACAUGUUCAGCAAACAUCAGCACAACCGCCUAGCCAGCCUGAGGUCUUUCAGGAAAUGCUGUCCAUGCUGGGAGACCAGAGCAACAGCUACAACAAUGAAGAAUUCCCUGAUCUAACUAUGUUCCCCCCCUUUUCAGAAUAGAACUAUUGGGGUGAGGAUAAGGGUGGGGGAAAUCACUGUUGUUUUAAAAGCAAAUCUUUUGUAAACAAAAUAAAAAUUCCUCUCCCUUCCCUCACCCCCAAUAUGUACCCCCUUCACCCCUUGACUCUGAAGUAACAUUUAUAUAAGAAAUGAAAUGAAUUCCCAGGCUUUUAGGGUCUUCUGAAAAUCUGAGGACAGGUGAGAUUAGAAGUCCUGUCUUUAUGUCUUCUUACCAGAAGUGUCACAGAAAUGAGUUGUGCUGAAGGCAAGGGGCAGAAUAGACGAGCCUGACAGCCACUGAUGAAUUGCCUUGGAGACUGUGGCUUGUUUUGGAUAGAAAUACUGAAUAGAGUAGAGGAGAAGAGAAAUAUCCUCAUAACUGAGGAUCGUGAAAUAUGAUUAUAUGUGGAGCUUUUGGAAAUGAGAAGUCCCCUGGAAUGAAACAUGAAAGAGUAUGAGAGAGAGAGAGAGAGAGAGAGAGAGAGAGAGAGAGAGAGAGAGAGUGUAUGUGUGUAUGUGUGUGUGUGUGUGUAUGUGUGUGUCCCCUUGUGUGUGUGUGUGUUUGAGCUCCUCUGUUUUGUUCUUUCUCCCUAUUAGGGAGUUUAUGCAAAGUUUGUCCUAGAUUUUCUUUGUUUUUCUGCUUGCUCUUCAAAGAGUCCUAAGAAAUUAAUUUUUCCUGGUAUUUUUGUAUUUAGUAUUGCAGCCAAAGAGUAUUUAAACUAAGCCUUUGCUGCACUUAAACCCAUGCCCAGCCAAAAUGGAACUAUAAGCCAACAUAUAGCCUUCUGUUGAUAGGAUUGGUCUCUUACAGAACACAUUCAGUGAUCAAGCUGGAUUAUUCCUGCUUUUUGGUGCUCUCAACUUAUGUGGAAGAUCUGUAGAUAUUACCAGAAUAGGCCGGCCAGACACCCCAGACUUGCCCAUAGAAUAAUGCUGCAUUUUUUCUGUCAGAGUCACACAUGUGUUCUGGAGAGGUUAUUUCUGCAUGGAAACUCAACUUCUUGGAUUAGCUAUCUGAGUGAAAGCCCUCACCGACGAGGGAAUAAACCAAAUAGAAAGCCGUCCUGCACAUGUCUUCUCCUUCCUGUUGUCAAAGCAACGUUUAGGUCUUCCUGAAAUCUAUUGUUCUUUGCUCCCUCUCCAAACUUGGAUUUGGGUUUUGCUUUGGAACAUAAAUGUGAGUUUAUUUGUUAGUUGGGUCAUGGACUCAAAUUCCCACAGGGUCACUUGAUAAUUACAGCCAUAGAAACUCAGUUACAAGCUACUGCUUUCACCCUUUACCAUCCUCGGGUGCAUCUCAUAUCAGGAGCCUGGUUUUUUGUUUUGCUUUGUUUGUUAUUUUUGUUUUUGUUUUGUUUUUUUUCUGGCUUCUGUCAGUAAGUGAAAGAUUAAACUAGUAUGGAAAACAUCUAUUCAGUGUAUUCAUAGGGAAGGAGGAGCCAGGAUGGAGAGGCUCAUGGAAGAGGCUGAGGGAAUGUUAUAUUCUAAGUUUCCCUCCAUUUGUCUCCAGUCUGGUGCCAGGCAAUAGAGUGGAAAAGGAGGCUAUUUUUUUAUUCUAAGUGCACAUAUACAGUAUACAUAUAUAUUUAUAUCACAAUUACAGAACCAAAAAGUUGAGUUUCCAAUGAAAUACUUGUUUUUUAAUAAUCAACUUGUUUUUAAAUGUGAUCAGAACUAUAAUGUACAGUAAUUACAGGGCUUUUGAAGAAAGGGGGGGAGGGAGAAUCUACUCUGAGGGUUUUGGUAUGCUUUUCCUUCAGGGUUUUAUUUUUGAUUGUUUUUUCUUGUUAGCCAUCUGUGUUAAACCUUGCAGUGGCAAAAAUAAUGAUAUGUAGCAAAGAUUUUAAAACAAAGUAUUUUUUCUUUUAUAAAGUU
Phodopus roborovskii (desert hamster) is the source of this 4401-nucleotide messenger RNA. RefSeq names its product aryl hydrocarbon receptor nuclear translocator (gene Arnt). Gene Ontology annotation, cellular component: transcription regulator complex; aryl hydrocarbon receptor complex; cytoplasm. Gene Ontology annotation, biological process: regulation of transcription by RNA polymerase II. Bases 145 to 2526 code for a protein of 793 amino acids. Gene Ontology annotation, molecular function: RNA polymerase II cis-regulatory region sequence-specific DNA binding; DNA-binding transcription factor activity, RNA polymerase II-specific; protein dimerization activity. The transcript has 22 exons. The record is from RefSeq and is a predicted model, not a curated record. NCBI's taxonomy places the organism in Eukaryota, Metazoa, Chordata, Mammalia, Rodentia, Cricetidae.